UUACAUUUUUUGACACAUGAUUUUGUAGGAAAUGGGGAAAAGCGAGUCAAGCAUAGGUGGCAAACUAAGACGCCAAAAGGUCCUAAUGAGCUUAAGCUUGAAGCCGCGGCUGCUAGGAAGAAAGGCCCAAAUAUCACACCAGUGACUCAAAGUGACGAUGGGGUUAGAUCAAAACCAUGUUACUUAAAUUGCAAUAUGUCAAUUGCAGAGAUAUGUUGGGCCAUCGCAUUGACACGUCUUCUCCAGGCUAUUUACAACAUAACUCGAGAUAAUAUAACUAACCGCAAAAGCUUCCUUCAUGAUGACCUCGUCGUGCAUUUGAAGACGAAAAAAAAUCCAGGCAAACGACCGGCGUCGUUGAAACUUCAGAACCUUAAAGAUGCUAUUAAACAUAUAGCAGUUAAUGGAUUGCUUAAAAUUAAAGCAACGGGAGUUACAAAGGCUGGGAGCGAGAUUGGAUAUCAUGGCAAGUGGAACUUUUCAAUGGAGAAAUGUCCUUCAGUGGAUUUCAUCAAGUCCAAAGUUGAUAUCUCUCCAGUUGUCAUAUCGUUUGAUAUAGCUGACGAAUUCCAUUUCAUUGGCAAUGGUAUCUACAAGGUAAGCGGCGUAGAUAUGGAAGAUGGCGAAGUAGAGGGGCACGCAGUUCUCAUUGUCGGCUAUGGCUACACCAAAGACAAUCGACUAUUCUUUUUGAUUCAGAAUAGUUGGGGAGAAGAUUGGGGUGUGAAAGGUUUUGGACGAAUCUUCAUAGAUGACAUAUCCACGACCACACUUGUUUAUCCAAAUAUCUAACUUGACCAGAUUUGGGUCAGGCCUAGUUACUUGAGAGAUUUGGUUCUUUUUGGUUUUUGUCUUCUUAUUCCCUAACUGUUACUAGCAAUGGGAACCAAGUAUUUUUAUUUAAACG
This is a messenger RNA of Arabidopsis lyrata subsp. lyrata, 907 nucleotides long. Its product is annotated as KDEL-tailed cysteine endopeptidase CEP1. Lineage: Eukaryota; Viridiplantae; Streptophyta; Magnoliopsida; Brassicales; Brassicaceae. The record is from RefSeq and is a predicted model, not a curated record. Gene Ontology annotation, cellular component: lysosome. Gene Ontology annotation, molecular function: cysteine-type endopeptidase activity.